Messenger RNA from Erinaceus europaeus (western European hedgehog), 2358 nucleotides. It is a transcript of the gene PRKAB1, whose product is annotated as protein kinase AMP-activated non-catalytic subunit beta 1. The transcript has 7 exons. Gene Ontology annotation, biological process: signal transduction. Gene Ontology annotation, cellular component: cytoplasm; nucleotide-activated protein kinase complex; nucleus. Gene Ontology annotation, molecular function: protein kinase binding. Bases 309 to 1121 code for a protein of 270 amino acids. NCBI's taxonomy places the organism in Eukaryota, Metazoa, Chordata, Mammalia, Eulipotyphla, Erinaceidae. The record is from RefSeq and is a predicted model, not a curated record.
AAGGGAGGGUGGGGAAUGUGGGUAGUUGGGAAAGUGUCGGCUUAUCUGCGCGCUUGUGGGCUUGGCGCCUGGCUUGUCGGGGCUGGUGGGUCGCGGUUGGGAAAUCCUCGCAGACCUCGCUGACCCGGCGCACGUCGUCUCGCGGCGGCCCGAAACCUCGCCGGAGGGUGUGGUGCCCGGGCGCCGGGCUCAGGUCCUUGGGACACCGCCUUCCCCCACCCCGAGCGCCGCGAGUCUGUCGUCCGCUUCCCCCGCCGGGUGCAGGGAGGCCCGGCCCCGCAUCUCCUUGUCGCUCCGGACCCGCCGCCAUGGGCAACACGAGCAGCGAGCGCGCCGCGCUGGAGCGGCAGGGCGGACACAAGACACCCCGGAGGGACAGCUCGGGGGGCGCCAAGGACGGGGAGCGCCCCAAAAUCCUGAUGGACAGCCCCGAGGACGCCGACCUCUUCCACUCCGAGGAAAUCAAGGCUCCAGAUAAGGAGGAAUUCCUGGCCUGGCAGCAUGAUCUGGAAGUGAACGAUAAGGCUCCUGCCCAGGCUCGACCAACUGUGUUUCGAUGGACAGGAGGUGGAAAGGAAGUUUACUUAUCUGGGUCCUUCAACAACUGGAGUAAACUUCCCCUCACAAGAAGCCACAACAAUUUUGUAGCCAUCCUGGACCUACCAGAAGGGGAGCAUCAGUACAAGUUCUUUGUGGACGGCCAGUGGACACACGACCCUUCUGAGCCGAUAGUAACCAGCCAGCUUGGCACAGUUAACAACAUCAUUCAAGUGAAGAAAACUGACUUUGAAGUAUUUGAUGCUUUAAUGGUGGACUCCCAAAAGUGCUCCGAUGUGUCUGAGCUGUCCAGCUCCCCGCCGGGUCCCUACCACCAGGAGCCCUACAUCUCCAAACCAGAAGAACGGUUUAAAGCACCGCCCAUUCUCCCCCCACACCUGCUCCAGGUCAUCCUGAACAAGGACACGGGGAUCUCGUGUGAUCCAGCUCUGCUCCCUGAGCCCAACCACGUCAUGCUGAACCACCUGUACGCACUCUCUAUCAAGGAUGGAGUGAUGGUGCUGAGCGCCACCCACCGGUAUAAGAAAAAGUACGUCACCACCUUGCUGUACAAGCCCAUAUGAAAUGCCCAGAGCAGACGGUGGGCCCAAGAGUGGUCUCCAGCCAGCUCAGUGUGUGCAUGCUUUCACUCAAGGGAACAGACUGUAAAUUUCUCGUUUCACACCUGUAAGACAUUUCAUUCCUGCCCUAGCCCUACUUGAAGUUUUGUUCCGGACACAGCAGCUCCCGAAGCACCUCACUCAUCCUCUUGACAGCCAGUGGCCGCAAGCCCAGGGCUUUUUCAGGGCCACGGCCCACAGGUGCACAGCCCCACCCCAAGGUGCAGGAGGAUGGUGCCCUGCUAGACACACAGCCUCUGAACUGGGUGUGGAGAGCUUCCAAGCCAAAAAAGGAAUGCUCGCUGAUUUGCUAGUCAAAAUCUGGCAGACAGAAAGUAAAUGCCACUCAAACUUUUUGUCGUAUGUAUGUUGUCAAGGCUGUCAGCGAGUUCCCACCGUAGCCCGGCCAGGGAGCCAACAGCAAGUGCAGUGCCGGCCUUGCCUGUCCUUGGAAAUCAAAGCAAUAGAUUCUCCCGUUCUCUGCUCCAGGGAGGUGUCAUUUCUAUAGAAAUUAGAACCUGUCUGGCUUCCAGAUGAAGUUUUACAGUUGUUUCUUACAUUUUCUGCACUUAGGAUUUUCUUUUCUAACCAGAGGUGGCUGACUAUACAGCCGUAAGGCAGUUUUUUUAAAUCACACAAACUAGAAUAUAGAUCAUGUGAACUGCUCAGCAAUAACAUUCUCAGAACAGACUCUGAAACCCACCAGUCUUCUCCGGUGAGCUGGAAGGCCCUGAAGCCCGACUACAUUCACUGGAAGGUUGUCUGGCUUUUUAAUCCAAUCAUAAUGAGGUGGCAAGGUUGCUAUGGAAACUUUGGGAAGUACCCCACCCCACUUGGAAUUACAGCCUGUGUCACCUUGCUUGAGGCCACUGUCCCUACCUGGCAGAGAGGGUUCCAAGCAGCUACUCUGGCUGACGCUGAAGUUCCGAACCUGUGCUGGGAAGACACCCUUUGGACCAAAGCAAACCCCUCUACACUCUAGAGUUUGCAGGGAGACGCUGCAGCUGUGCCUGUUUGCACAGGUUGUCCCCCAGUCUCGGGCUGUCAUCACGCCCUGUGUUCUUGCUGGGGAUGGAGUUCCCCGGCUUCCAGUAUUUAUUUGGUAAACCUGAGUCUGGGGUACCCGUUUUUGUUACUAUUUUCAAAACACCAAAUGGCUUGUCACUUUGAUGUACAGGUUUCAAUAAAGCUUUGUAAUGAU